CGGCCCGCCCCGGCCGCGUUGAUGGGUGGGGGAGACUCUGCCAGGCGCCGGGGCAGGAAGGGAGGAGGUCGUCGUGCCAUUCUUAAAGGGGCCCCAAGGAAGGCGAGAGGCUGCUGACGGCCGGAAGGAAAAUGAGUGAGUCUUUGGUGGUUUGUGAUGUUGCCGAAGAUUUAGUGGAAAAGCUGAGAAAGUUUCGUUUUCGCAAAGAAACAAACAAUGCUGCCAUCAUAAUGAAGAUUGAUAAGGAUAAACGCCUGGUGGUACUGGAUGAAGAGCUUGAGGGUAUUUCACCGGAUGAACUUAAAGAUGAACUGCCUGAACGACAACCUCGCUUCAUUGUGUAUAGUUAUAAAUACCAACAUGAUGAUGGAAGAGUUUCAUAUCCUCUGUGCUUUAUUUUCUCCAGUCCUGUUGGAUGUAAGCCUGAACAACAGAUGAUGUAUGCUGGGAGUAAGAAUAAGUUAGUCCAAACAGCUGAACUAACCAAGCUCCCUCCAUCGGGGCACCUGGGUGGUGCAGUUGGUUAAACGUCCGACUCUUGAUCUCAGCUCAGAUCACGAUCUUGCAGUUGGUGAGUUUCAGCCCUGCAUCAGGCUCUGUGCUGAUGGCGCUGAUGGCAAGGAGCCUGCUUGGGUUCUGUCUGUCCUCUCUACCCCACCCCUGCUUGUGCUCUCCUGCUCUCUCUCUCUUUCAAAAUAAAUAAACUUAAAAAAAGAACCAAAAUAAUAACAACCAAAAAAAAUCUCCCUCCCUCAUCUGUCUUUCCUAGCCUCUACUUUCAUCAAGUCCAUUUCAGGCUGAGAACCCACUGUGGGGAUGGGGUGUGGUCUGUUCCUCGUUGUCCUGCUUUGCUCCCCCACUCCCUAGUUGUCUCUGGGCCCUCUGGGAUUAGUGGAGGGGUGCAACUUAAGGGAGCAAAAAAAGACUCAUUAACCUGGUACAAAUGUAAUCAGAGUUGGGGCCUUCUGGGGUGCGGCCAAUGUCAAAUACCAAUUCUGUUUCUCCAUUGAAUGCUUCUGUGAGCUCUUUGCCAAUUCCCAUUGAGGACUUUGGCUAGAAGUCCCUUGACAUGGGUCAUGUCUUCUAUGGCUAGUGGCUUUACCACUGUCCCUCCCAGGUCUUAGCUUCUGGUAGUCAACUCUGGCAUAGGCGCCCUGCUUCUCCAGAUAGACAUCUUGAGUUGUGUCCUUUUCAGCUCCCUUCCUCAGCCCACAAGAAACAUGCCUCUUUGCCUUGCUGCCAUCAGGGAGGGUACAGUUUGCUUCCUCUGUCAUCAGUGUCAGCUCUCACAUCUGGCCCCUGCAUGGUUCUCUGGUCUCAUUUUGUCCUAUUCUCCUAGCGCACUACACCCAAGCCAUACUGGGCCUAUUUUUAUUUGUCAAACACACCAUGCUCAGGCAUUCUCACUAGCUGUAGCUUCUUCCUGGGAAGAUUGCCCACUCUCCCUUCUCUGCACUCACCUCCUCCAUAUUCCUUUGACUGGCUUCUUUAUUCUGAACUGAGCUUAAAUGUUGCCUCUCACAGAGACUUUCCCUGAUCAUUCAUCCUAAGGUAGCGACACAGUCACCAUCAUAUCACAUCUGGUUUUUUUUCCUUUUUUUCUUUUCUUUUUUUUACAUCUGCUCUAAUUCUCUGCCUAGCACUUACCACCAUCUGAUAGUUUUCUAAUUUAUGUAACUGGUCUGAAUAGGGAAUCUUAAAAGUACUUGUGUAAAAAAAAAUUGGGAGGUGUUUUUCAAAAAUUGCUACCUCUGUUCCCCAUCAAACCUCUUUUUUUCCUCGGUUAAAAAGCUUCCUUGGUGAUCUAUUUCCAUCAUAUUUCAGGCUGAUUGUUAUAAGUCCCUCCUCUUUCUAUUACUAAGAUUCAGUUCAGAUUCAUUUUAAAAAUCCAAUCUUGUACUUGAAUGAAACCUCUUCUCUCCUUCAGCACACGCUGAAUUUGUGGCUUUGGGGAAGGUAGGAGGAAAUACUUGCCCUCAAGUCCUGUUCUCUUGUUCUGCCACUGGCACUUAUCCCCCUGGUGUGGGAGAGGGGAGGGAGAAGACGUUAGCUUCUGUGCCUGCUCCUGGUGAGAAGACUAGCCUCCUGGAUUGAUUUCCUUUUUGUGCAUGCACAUGUUGUUGGUAAAAGAAGGUUGUGGUUCUUUUGGAUGUCACUGCUUCUCUAUUUAACACUGAUUGGCCCUGAGUUCCAAGAAUAGGGCAAGCAUUCAAAUGCUGAUUCUUUCCUAGAAGUCAUCUUUUGCAUCUUUGGAUGGCUUUUUAGGGUUUCUUCAUGAUUACUCUUUCUAUAACUUCUGUUUUACUUGGAUUAAUAAUGAUCCCCCCCCCCCAUUUUCUUAGUUUUCAAUGUAGUUAUUGUUUUUUUCCUGAACACCUCUAACAGAUUAGUCAAAUGCCUAGCAAUUCUUUCAAAUGCUUCAACAAAUAAAACCUGUCAGUUCCAAAAGAUUUCAAGUAUGAAAGGAGAGUCGAAAUUACGUACAUUUAAGUAACUUGUAGUUAAAUAACUCUCAGUGGAAAAAAAAAAUCUAUCAGUUCCCCCCUUCCCUCCCCCCCUUCUUAGAGACCUCCUUCCCCACCUUCCAUCCUUCUUCUAAAAUCUGUAUUGGAUGCUCUAUAGGCAUGAGCAUUUUGUUCUGAAGCUUCUUAGCUGGAACCACUUGGUUGGGUCUCAUGUAUUCCCUACCUUAUUAACUCAUUUUGCUGAAGCUCAUGGUACAUGGGAGGAGAGUUUUCAUAUUUCAGAAAAUGUUUUUACUCCGUCAUCACAAUUGAUUGGUGGUUCAGCUGCUGUGACAGAUAUUCUCUGAUUGUCUCUCCGGAACCUGUCAGUCUCCACCCUUCACUCUGGUCUCUGUCCCCAGGAGGCCAACCUUUAGGAACUACAUCAGCUGGCUCCCUUGCCCUCAGGUUUCUGCUGGAGGUCAACCAAUCUCUAGGGAGGAUGGAAAGAGAAGACAGGUAUUUAUUCCCUCAAUCACAACAUUAGGGCCUCGGCAGGCUAUGGCCCUCCAUUGAAAGUCACUUACCUACUCAAGACAGUCUUCUCUUUCUGAAUCCUGGUAACCACUACCUUCCUUCCUUCCAUGGACUUCGGGAUGGGAACACAGAGUUUUUAAGACUGUGGUAUCUCUUCUCACUCUGUAGUUUUAGCCCUUUAUCAAAUCCUUCUCGAAUUAUCUAUCCCCUUUCCCGGGUUGAAAUUCUAGGGUGGAAAUUAUCUUCCCUCAAAAUUUUAAGGGCAUUGCUCCUCCACCUUCUAGUUGCAACAUGCUGUUAAGAAGUCUGAUGUCAGUCUGACUCCAAUUGUGUUUGUAAGUUAUGUUUUUCCUUUGGGAUCUUCUCCCUAGUUACGAUAUUGUGCAAUGUCUCCAUGAUGUGAUUCGGUGUGGAUUUGGUUUCAUUCAUUGUGGUAGAUAUUUGAUGGACUAUUUGAAUCUGGAGAUUCACAUUCUUCAAUUCAAAGAACAAUUUUUUCCCAUUAUUUAUUUGGUAGCCUCCAUAUUUUUGCUCCCUCCUAGCACUCUUACUGGUUUGGAUGGUGGACUACUUGCUCUGACUCUCUAAUUUUCUUAUCUUUUCUAUUAUUCAUCUCUUUAUAUUUUUUGUUCUUAUUCUGAGAGAUUUACCUCAACUUUCUCUUCCACCCCACCUGUUGGUUUAAAUUUUUCAGUUAUAUGUUUAAAAGCUAUACAAAUUUUAUUAGUAAGAUCUAACAGUUAAGUAAGGAAAACAAAACUUCUUCAGAGUCCUUAAAAUAUUUUAUAAACACUUUAUAUUUCAACAAAGGUCUUUUAUCUUGGAAUAGGCAGCUAACAGCAUCACUACAGUUAAAUAUUUUAUAAACACGUGAAAAAAAAUACUGCAGUUGAUCUUUGAAUAGCACGGGUUUUGGGGCGCCUGGGUGGCGCAGUCGGUUAAGCGUCCGACUUCAGCCAGGUCACGAUCUCGCGUUCCGUGAGUUCGAGCCCCGCGUCAGGCUCUGGGCUGGUGGCUCAGAGCCUGGAGCCUGUUUCCGAUUCUGUGGCUCCCUCUGUCUCUGCCCCUCCCCUGUUCAUGCUCUGUCUCUCUCUGUCCCAAAAAUAAAUAAACGUUGAAAAAAAAUUUUUUUAAAUGAAUAGCACGGGUUUAAACUGUAUGGGUCCAUUUAUAUGUGGGGUUUUUUUUAUACAGUACAGUAUUACAAAUGUAUUUUCUCUUAUGAUUUUCCAAUAUUUUCUCUUGUUUACUUUAUUGUAAGAAUACAGUGUAUAAUACACAUACAAUAUGUGUUAAUCAACUGUUGGUGUUAUUGGUAAGGUGUCUAGUCAACAGUAGGCUAUCAGUAGUUAAGUUUUUGGGGACUCAAAAGUUAUUCAUGUAUUUUCAACUAUGCGGUAGGUCAGUGUCCCUAACUUCCGUGUUUUUCAAGGGUCAAAUCAUCAGACUGUACACCUUAAUCUUACAUGUUAUAUGUCAAUAAUAUCUCAAUAAAACUAGAAAAAAACAUUUUAA
Molecule: messenger RNA, 4496 nt
Organism: Leopardus geoffroyi (Geoffroy's cat)
Lineage: Eukaryota; Metazoa; Chordata; Mammalia; Carnivora; Felidae
Gene: GMFB
Product: glia maturation factor beta
Exons: 7
Coding region: 132-527 (131 amino acids)
Biological process (GO): negative regulation of Arp2/3 complex-mediated actin nucleation; actin filament debranching
Cellular component (GO): actin cortical patch
Molecular function (GO): actin binding; Arp2/3 complex binding
Source: RefSeq, a predicted model, not a curated record